CGCGAGUGGCGCCCCAGAGGGGCGCCGACGAACGACUAGCUGGUGCACUCGACAGUUGCAUUUUGAAGGGCGUUAAAUUAAAAAGAUUUAACAAGAGAAUGUGAAGGGGUUAGAUCUGAUGAGUUUCAAAAGGGACUCAAAGUGAUAAAAAAGGAAAAAUAUUUUUGUAUGCAUUCUAAGACCAGUUUUUCUCGAAGAAUAGAAUAUAGUGACAAUGUAUGGAUGAAAAACAUCAUUAAAACAGUUAAACUCACUCCAUCGAAAACAAACUUGAAAGGAAAAGAAUUAGUUUUUCGGUUCGUAUAUUUUUUUGUGGAUUUAGAAUGUGCAUUUGCUGAAGUAGAUGAUCAGCUAAAACAGUAUAUGUCUUUUUCGGUUUUGCAUAAAUGUAUGAAAAAGAAGAAAAUAAUUGGAAAUUGUAUGUUUGUUUUCGUCUUAUGAAAAUAUUUAUCAAUUAAGUGAGUCAUUUGUAGUUACUAUGGAAUGGUUUUUGACUAUUUAUUAGUUAAAUGUACGCGAUAAGAGUGAAUAAGCUAUUGAAUUUGGUCGUGUUUGAUACUUAUAAGAAAGGUUCUUUCGUGUUUUUAAAUCUAUCAUCUGCGGAAAUAUAUAAUGGAUAGGCGUGGAUCUAACAUUGAGACCUGGCAUUAAUUUGUUAUAUGCUAUAAUUACUAUUAUGAAAAGUGAUACUUUUAUCCUGGUAUGUUUUCGGGAAUUCUGAUAUGUGCAGUGUCUAGCUACUGUUAUUCAAAGAAAAUAGUUUUGAAAAGGCAUAUGUGAAUGAUAUCGUAGCUGUUGUAUUACAUGGUCAAUAAGAGUCUGUCGUUCAAGUGCACUUAUGUAAAAGGAGGACUUAGCCGUGGCUGGUACCCCAAAGGGGCGCCAAUGAACUGUUAAUCGUUAACAUUGCAAGCAUACUACAGACUGAUCUCACUAAAGAUCUUUGUAUCGGUUAGGCAUUUUGAAGAAUAGUGCACUAAGAUUUCCUUAAUGAGAACCUCAAAGAAUAUUCUGGUUUCUCAGUUCUACAAUCAAAUUGCGGAAAUGAGAAAUAAUUCAUGAGAAAACUUUUAUUUGAAAAUUCCUAUCGAUAAUUCUAACGCUUUAGACUAACGAAGUUUUGAAAUAGUAAAUUCUGGACCAGGUGAAUUUAAAAUACAGAUGGAUAGUGUUGUGAAAAGAUGGGAGUAGACCUCGCAGCAAUUAGUCGCUCAUCGGCGCCCCUCCGGGGCGCCACUCGCGGCUAGCUGUUGCACUGGGUUAUCUCCAGAAGUGCCGCUUCGAAGUGUUGGGAUUCAUUGAAUACAAGUCAAUAGUCGAAGUCAAAUGGGUCUGAAUAAGGAAUAUCAGAUACAAAAAGUUGAAAAAACUAUGUCAAGUCAAGGAUGAGAACCGGUUUUUAUGUUUCGACAAAAUAACUGAAUAGUUCGUCAGAAUAAAAGUAUUACUGAAAGAAUUUAUAUUCGCUGCAUCGGUAGUGAACAUGAAUGAAAUAAAAGAAUGUUUCUUUUGGAAUUUGGUUUUUGUUUGUAUUAAUUCAAGUAUCUGAAUGUACAUUGAUAUAUUCAAAUUACCUGUCUAGUCUUAUCACUACUUUGAAUAAGAGCUUAUUGUAUAUAUCAGAUUUCGAUUAGAGAUCAGAUAUAAUAUGUUUUAUUUUCGGCUAGGGGUUCCACAGAACUUCUAUUUUCCUAGAGAACUCUAUAGUCAACAGCAUUAUCGAGGAAUGUUCUAGAAUGUGUACAAAUUUCUAGUAGAAUUUUCAAAAAGUACUCUGCGUUUUCGUAUUAUUUUUGUGAACUUCUAUUGCUAUAUCGUCUGUGAAAAAUUGAAUAUGAUAUCAUGUUCAGUCGAGGGCUAAGCGAGUCGAAGCGACGAGCGUUACUUGUUUUUUACAGUGUGGAAAGGCGCUAAGUGAGUCUAAAUUUCCACUAUACACACUUCAAUCCGGAUCAAUCAUUACAGCUCCGUGAAUUUUUGGCGUGAAUCUACAGAAAAAAUGCCAUUUGCUGUCGAAAAACUCGAGAAAUGGUAGAAACUUGAAAGCAGAGAUUGAUUGAUAAAAUUCUGUCGCCAGAUUUUCUACGUCCGAUCGCAAACGGCUGUAACUUGGUAAAUUUGCCAACUGUAUAUGACCAUUGUAUUCCUGAUUUCAAGCUCCUACCAGUUUCCUGAGUUCUCCAGCACGACACGAUUCGCAUUGCUCACCUAGAAAACACCGAUUCAGCAUCGUAUUUCAUAAAAGUAGCAGCAUAUUUUGGUGAUCAUGCUAUUUCUGAAAUUUUUAUUUUUAUACUCGACGCAUAGGAGGAGAAAAGAUAUCAAUGAAACUGAACAAAACUAAUAAGACGAGCGAACAAGAUCCCCAAAUUCGAUUUCUACAUGUAUGCCUUUUAUGAACAAUCCCUAAGGAUCUAGUAAACAUUUACAUCUUACGUAUAUAAUACUUCUCAUGGAAAAAAAUGGGAUAGAAUAUAAGCUUUGGCAAGAUACAAUUUUGCAAAAAUUACGGUUCAAUUUUGAAUGCUUUCAAUAAUAGCAAUGCUAGAAAAGCAAUCAACAUAUUGAAAUCGAUAAUUAUUGUGCGUUUGCAUAAGUAAUCAAGAGUUCAUCAUAUUUACAUUAAAAAAAAAUGCGAUCGCACAUGAGUAAUGUCUUUAACAUGACUUUAUUAAUGUAUACAUCGCGUUAUGCUUCUUCAGUGUCAUUGAUAAAUGAGACUUUCAGCACUAUAUAGUUCAUUCUUCAUAACAAUUCAAUAAUCUGUUAGCUAUUCAUUUUUCACACAUGAAGAGCACAUAAAAUUGCUUGCUUAUUGAUAUCAAAAGUGGUUCUACGUGUAAAGAUAAUUUGUCGAAAACAUUUUUCUAUAAAAGCUCUUCAUUAAGGUGGAUUUUUACAUAGAACUUUACGCUAGUUUAUACAUUUCAUUAAGUACUGUCAUGUUCUAAAGUAGAGUUGUAACCGUUCAUGGUAAACGACUAAUGUGGUCCAGUGUGCUCUGAUAUAGUCAACUUCUCCUUUAUCAGUCCAUGUGAAUUUUUUGGGUUGUACAUGCGUUUCCCAAAUAUCAAAUAUAAUAGUGGUUUUUCGGAGAUUAAAAGCUUUUCUACUAAUGCCAAAGACUUUUGGUGAGAAAAUAUGCAUUUGAAAAUUCUAUUAUACCAAAAUUCGCCAUAGAAUCUUUAUUAUAUUUUCUCAACUCACUUGGAUAUGACGUUAUGUUAGUAAAAAAAUCAAACAGUUAUUUAACAUUGUAAUUUUUCAUAGAUUUCUUUUGUAUUUUCUAUUAUCUAUAGCAUAUAUUUGUGACAGACAUAAAAGGUAACAAAGAGACUACAUCAUGGGAGAUAGACGGAGUAUACAGUUAAUAAAUAGAGUCGAUAUCUGAAGACUAGAUAAUCGAAGCGCAAAAACGUUAUAGAAUUGGUAAUCAUUUAAGUUUUCUGCUUACAAAUAUAUAUUCGAGAGUUUCAAACAUAUCAUUGGACCAACCUAUCUUGGAUAGGCAGGGGCCUUGAAUUUCGAGCUUCCUCAGAUCAGGCUGAGAUCUCGCAAAAGCCAGACAGAUCGCUUAAACUAGACAGAUCACCUGUCAAUCAUAAUUAUUGCUGAGUUUUCUACAACAAAAGCUUCACUUUUUGGAAAAUGUAGGUAUGAAAAUAUAAAAUCUAGAAUAUUUCCUCUAGAAGAUGAUAAAUGGUUUCUUAUCAUUGUGACUCAACACAAUCAUAACUAUUAAUACACUGAGACUACAUUGUUCGUCAUCUAUUUAUAUAUAUAGUCAAUUUAUCCAUUUCGAAAAGUUAUUGUUCGUGAUUUUUAAUUGAUUACUGUUAAAAUUUUACAUACAGCCUUUCUGAAGACUUACGUUUCUCAUUCAUAUUUACUGUCGUACUAUGGUUAGACUAAUAUGUUCUCUUCAACUGCUUUAUCCAAUUCAUUCUACAAAAUUUUACUCAAAAACAAAGUUUUCUCUCAGUGUUAAUACUUUCUUUCCCGUCUUUACUUAACAGUUACAUACUGCGUUAAGUCCAUAAAUCUGUCAUUUAGUCGUAUUACUUCGAUACCUGUAUCUUUCUCUCCUCCUUAUAAUGAGUAUUUUCUGGUUUUACUCAAGUAUUAUCCUAAUAUUAGAAUGUAGAAACAAAACGUAUGCCUUGAAAGGCAGCAUACAAGGUGAACAAAAUGAAAACUACCCAAGUCAAAUUGAUGAAAGCAAAUGGCACAUGUAGGCCGACUGAAGAGGUCCAUAGUUUGUCACGACAAACGUAGGCCUAUCAAAAGUACAUCAAUUUACGCCUAUAGUACAUGCGAAGGAAAGAAAGUCGUAAGAAGAUAACAACUAACCAGCACUACACUCAUGGAACAGUGCUUUAUCAUACUACUGCAGCUAUUAGGAAAAAUAUAUGACUAAUACUUGGGAUUAACUUGACUGUUAAAAAACCAGAAUCAAUAAAAACGCACGUAUCCGUACAUCCAUCGGUUCGGUUACGUCUGAUCCGUUGUACUAACCUCGAUACUAGUAACAAAAUCACUGUAGCGAUUUCAACACUACUUUAAAUGAUACAAGACAGUCAUAUAUAUGUAAAAUACCUUAAGAUGAAGUACUACUCGGUUUGGAUUCCUCCACUCCGAACGACUUUGGUGAAACUUUACAUAAAUUUACUAUUUUCCUCAAAACCCCUUUUAUUUUCACAAAAAUCCAAAAUCAGAAUCAUUGAAAUCUAACUUCAGAUUCGGAUUCUCCGACCUCGACCUCUUUCGUCAAUCUUUAAAAAAAUCAUCCAUUUCUCAAAAAAUCCUUUCCUUGACCCAAAAAAUAGAAUUUCAAAAUUUUUCAAAUCUGACUUCACAUUCGAAUUCUCUGACCUCGAUUUCAUUUCGCCAACCUUUAUAAAAAUCAUAAUUUCUCAAAAAACCCUUUCCAUGACCAGAAAAAUUGAUUUCAAUAUUUUUCAAAUCUGACUUCAGCUUCGGAUACUCCGACCUCGAUCUCCUUGGGCCAACCUUUAUAAAAAAUCAUUCAUUUCUCAAGAAUCCCGUUCGUUGACACACAAAAUCAAUUUCAACAUUUUUCAAAUCUGAUUUCCGAUUCGGAUUCUUCGACCUGGAUUUUCUUUCACCAACCUUUAUAAAAAAUCAUUCAUUCUCAAAAACCCUUUCCUUGACCCAAAAAAUUAAUUUCAACAUUUUUCAAAUCUGACUUCAGAUUCCUAUUGUCUGACCUCGAUUUCUUUUCGCCAACCUUUAUAAAAAAAUGAUUAUUUUCUGAAAAAUCUUUUUCAUUAAGCAAAUAGGAAGAACUGCAUUUUCCGUUACCCCCGUUCGCGAGUAACGGUAACUUUCCAUCCCUAUUUAAAAUUGAUAGUUUUCGUUCACUUUUAUAAGUAUCAAUAAAUUUUGAUUAAAUAUCACUCUUAUUGAUCUGAUCAUAGUUUCUAUAAUGUUUUGCAGGUUUUUUUUUCGUCAAUAGAACAAAAGAAAUAAAAAUAAAAUUUCUUUUUCGCGUGAAAUUAUUUGCGUUCAUGCAAGUGAUAAUACUGCUGUAUGGGAAGUUUUCUGUACGUUGAUUAAAAAUUGUUUUUUGAAAAAGUUAAAUUUUCACUGGAGUAUUUAUUGUUUCAUUUAGUUUUUUUUCUCAAAACAUCAAUGAAACUAUGAAACAGGUUGUUAUUAAAUAAUUCGUCUAUUACCAAAAAUAACCUUGGAAAUAGAAUUUUCUAUUGAUGAUGGAAUGUUUUAAUGCAGUACAAAAUUAAAACAGAAACGAUGCGAUAGAUUUCGUUCUCUUUUUCUUUUGAAAGUCUUGUAUUUGAACAAAAAAAGCAACACAGAAGUUUUAAUUAUUGUAAAAGUAGAGCAAUUACAUGAUUCUACGCUAGCAUUACUUACAAUAAAACUAGAGAAGUAAUCAAAUGAUUCUCAGACAAAAAGAAAAAUCCCGUAUUUAGCUGUAAAUUUCAAUGAGUAUGCUUUAAAAAAUUAGAUAUUUCUUCUGAUCGUACCAGUUAAAUUACAAGUAUCUCAUGAAUUUCUUAGCAAAAUGAAGAAUUCAUUUUCAAUGAAAUUACUUUUUAUUUCUACUCCAUACUUUUGUUUCAUUUUAGUACCACCACUACGUGCAAGUUCUACUGAUAUUCGUCCCAAUGCAAAAUGGGCAUAGAAUGGUAUCACUGUUGCUGGAGGAAAUCGAUUGGGCAGGGGAACCAAUCAACUAUCGUACCCAUGGGGUUUGUACGUCGAUGAUGAUCUCACUAUAUAUGUCGCUGAUUGCUGGAAUCACCGUAUUGUGGAAUGGAAAUCUGGUGCAACGAAUGGCACAGUAGUUGCUGGUGGAAAUGGACAAGGAAAUGGAGCUCAUCAGUUAAACCGUCCACGAGCUGUGAUUAUCCACAAAGAGAGCAAUAGUCUCAUCAUCAGUGAUUACGAGAAUAAGAGAGUAGUUCGAUGGUCUCGUCGAAAUGGUACUAGUGGAGAAACAAUUAUUUCAAAUAUCGCUUGCUUCGGUUUGACAAUGGACGACAAUGGUUAUCUCCAUGUCGUUGGCAUUGAUAAAAAUGAAGUGAGACGAUACAGAAUUGAUAAAACUAAAGGAACAGUGAUUGCAGAUCGCACAGGAAAAGGAAAUCGUUUCUAUCAACUCUCUAAUCCCCGCUACGUAUUUGUCGAUCGAGAUCAUUCAGUUUACGUGUCUGAUUAUGGAAAUGAUCGUGUCAUGAAAUGGGAAAAAGGUACAAAACAAGGUAUCGUCGUAGCCGGUGGUCAAAGAAAAGGAAAUAGUCUUACACAAUUAAAUGAACCUGAAGGAGUCGUUGUUGAUGAAUUGGGUACUGUCUAUGUGGCUGAUUUUGGAAAUCAUCGAAUCAUGCGUUGGCCAAAAGGAGCCACACAAGGAAGUGUAAUUAUUGGUGGAAAUGGUUGGGGAGCACAGUCGAACCAACUCGAUUGUCCCAUAGGUUUAUCGUUCGAUCGACAUGGCAAUCUCUAUGUCGCCGAAUACCAAAAUCAUCGAGUACAAAAAUUUACUAUUGUAUAA
Messenger RNA from Rotaria sp. Silwood1, 7039 nucleotides. The record is from the annotation of a GenBank genome assembly. NCBI's taxonomy places the organism in Eukaryota, Metazoa, Rotifera, Eurotatoria, Philodinida, Philodinidae.